AUGGCGAAAGACAAGGGAGACAAAUCGGGCUACCAGCUCAAAGUCCCCAAAGGCACGAAAGACUGGGACGGCAAAGACAUGAUCAUCCGCAACAAAAUCUUCGACACAAUCAAAGAAGUCUUCAAAACCUAUGGCGCCGUGACCAUCGACACCCCCGUCUUCGAACUGCGCGAGAUUCUGGCGGGAAAGUAUGGCGAGGACAGUAAACUCAUCUACGACCUCGCGGAUCAGGGUGGCGAGCUCUGUUCGCUGCGAUACGAUCUCACCGUGCCAUUCGCAAGAUGGCUGGCCAUGAACUCGAAUAUCAAGGAGAUUAAGCGGUAUCAGCUCGACAAGGUCUACCGGCGCGAUCAACCUGCUAUGACAAAAGGCAGGAUGCGGGAAUUCUAUCAGUGUGACUUCGAUAUUGCCGGUUCCUAUGACCCUAUGCUGCCGGACGCUGAAUGCAUGAGUAUCACAUGUGAGAUCUUCGAGAGAUUAGGUUGGCAGGGACGAUACAUGAUUAAAAUAAAUCACCGCAAGAUCCUCGAUGGUAUAUUCCAAGUGUGUGGUGUACCAGAGGACAAGAUACGCACAAUAUCGAGUGCAGUGGACAAGUUAGACAAAUCACCUUGGGAGGAAGUGCGGAGAGAGAUGGUCGAGGAGAAAGGACUGGCAGAAGACGUAGCAGACAAAAUUGGCGAAUAUGUGGUGUUGAAAGGCGGCGUCGACCUGCUCGAACGAUUACAAAAAGAUGAACGAUUAUCAGCCAACGAAUCCGCCAAAGCUGGUCUGGCGGACAUGGAACUCCUCUUCCGCUACCUCAAGAUCGAUGACGUGCUAGACAAAGUCUCCUUCGACAUGUCGCUCGCUCGCGGCCUCGACUACUACACCGGUGUGAUCUACGAAGUAGUAACCGAGGGCUCCGCACCGCAAACAUCCGAAGGCCAAGAUCUCCAAUCUACCGGCAAGAAGGAGUCGAAACCCAAGAAGCGCGCGACGAACAUGGAUGGCGACGAGGACCGCUCAAACGAUCCUAGUGUGGGUGUUGGCUCAAUAGCAGCCGGCGGGCGCUACGACAACCUCGUCUCCAUGUUUUCCGGCAAACAGCAAAUCCCCUGUGUCGGCAUCUCCUUCGGCGUAGAACGAAUCUUUAGUAUAACGAAACAACGUCUCGCAGCCGAUACCAACGCCGCUCAGGUCCGAACAAACGAAACAGAUGUCUACGUCAUGUCCGUUGGCGGCGCCGGCCUAAUCGAGCAACGGAAAUCUGUCACCCGAAGACUACGGAGGGCAGGUAUCAAGACGGAGACGGCGAUGAAGGAGAAACCGCGGUUCGAUAAGCAAUUCAAGGACAUGGAGAGGAAUGGGACGCCUUUUGCGCUUAUACUGGGGGAGGAUGAGUUGAAGCAGGGCAAGUGUAAGAUCAAGAAGAAUGGUUUGCCUGAAGGUGAUCCGGAAAAGGAGGGUGUGCUUAUUGAGAUUGAGAAACUUGAGGAGGAGGUUGGUGGGAGGGUUCAGAAGUGGUAUGACGAGAGUGCCCUAGCUGAGAAGGCCGGGAGUAUGAGUCUCGAGGAGGAGGCGAGAAAGGCGCCGAAGACAAGUUGA
Recurvomyces mirabilis is the source of this 1587-nucleotide messenger RNA. RefSeq names its product Cytoplasmic and mitochondrial histidine tRNA synthetase (gene HTS1). Gene Ontology annotation, biological process: histidyl-tRNA aminoacylation; mitochondrial translation. The record is from RefSeq and is a predicted model, not a curated record. Gene Ontology annotation, cellular component: mitochondrion; cytoplasm; cytosol. Lineage: Eukaryota; Fungi; Ascomycota; Dothideomycetes; Mycosphaerellales; Teratosphaeriaceae. The coding region runs from base 1 to 1587 and encodes 528 amino acids. The transcript has a single exon. Gene Ontology annotation, molecular function: histidine-tRNA ligase activity; ATP binding; RNA binding.